Chelonoidis abingdonii (Abingdon island giant tortoise) is the source of this 1089-nucleotide messenger RNA. RefSeq names its product synaptogyrin 4 (gene SYNGR4). The record is from RefSeq and is a predicted model, not a curated record. Gene Ontology annotation, cellular component: neuromuscular junction; synaptic vesicle membrane. Lineage: Eukaryota; Metazoa; Chordata; Testudines; Testudinidae.
CCGGGUCUGCAGGGAGCCGUCACAGAGGUCAAAGGUCACCAGGCACCACCCACUUGGCGGAUCCACUGACCCCACCCAAGCCACGUGCCUCCCCCCGUCCCGCCCAAGGACCGCGACCCAGCCAGGCCCCCGGGCCUGGGUUAACAACGUGCGGAGCAGGAACAAAUCCCCACGCACCGGCAGCGGCCCCCUAACCUUGGGCAAGGCGGUGUUGACAUUGAGCGUCUGCGCAUGCGCACCCAAACCACCUCGCUCGCUCUGUCCCCUUUUCUGCCCCGCCCGUGCCUUUCCACGCAUCCUAAAGAUCUCUCUUCACCCCAAGGCAGGUGAGAAGACAACAGAAUGAGGAGGGUGAGCUUGAGUCCACAGGAGCUCUCAGAGAACAACGUGCUCCUGUUCCUGAGGCAACCUCGGACCAUUGCUAGGAUCCUAGCUGGGCUCUUCUCGCUGAUCAUAUUUGCCUCCUUGGUGACCGAUGGCUACCAGAACUUGACAACUUCAUCCCAGCUGCGCUGCGUGCUUAAUGACAAUUGGGUGGCCUGCAGCUAUGCCAUCACAGCCGGGGUCCUGGCCUUCCUGCAAUCCUCCCUCUUCCUGGUCUUCGACGCUUAUGACAUCAUCAUCAUUAGCCACAAAGUCAAAUCUGUCAUCCUGAGUCUGGACCUGACCUUCUCCAUCAUCUGGUCGUGCGUAUGGUUCGUUGGCUUCUGUUUCCUGGCUAAUCAAUGGAACAGGUCUGCUCACCACUACCUGCUGGGAAGCAGCUCAGCCAGCGCCAGCAUUGCCUUUGCUUUCUUCUCCAUCCCCUGCUGGGUGUACCUGGGCUACCGAGCCCUGAGGGGCCUGUGGGCUGAGCGCCCCAUUUCCUACAAACAGUCCUUGGACGAAGGCACUGUGGCCCUGACCACACUCUCUUCUGUCACCACCACCUCCAUCCCCAACAGCAUGGAGUAUCAUAGCCCCAUCGAAGGCAGAAGAGCCAGCUCCACCCCCACCGAAGGCAGGAGAGCCAGCUCCACCCCUACCGAUGGCAGAAGAGCCAGCUCCACCCCCACCGAAGGCAGGAGAGCCAGCUCCACCCCCACCUAA